Molecule: messenger RNA, 1597 nt
Organism: Nannospalax galili (Upper Galilee mountains blind mole rat)
Lineage: Eukaryota; Metazoa; Chordata; Mammalia; Rodentia; Spalacidae
Gene: Fbxl8
Product: F-box and leucine rich repeat protein 8
Exons: 3
Coding region: 149-1273 (374 amino acids)
Biological process (GO): positive regulation of protein ubiquitination; SCF-dependent proteasomal ubiquitin-dependent protein catabolic process
Cellular component (GO): SCF ubiquitin ligase complex
Molecular function (GO): protein binding
Source: RefSeq, a predicted model, not a curated record
GGGCGGUGCCCCAGCCCAAGCCGCCGGGUCCGCCUAUUCGCCUAGCCUUCUCGGCUCUGGGCUGCUCCUUCCUGCCCCGCUGUCCUCGGCGGCAGUCCCCUUCCUCUGGGGAAAGCCCACCUAGUCCUCUAAGCAGGGGAGACACACGAUGGCAGAUCCUGGAGAAAAACUGCCAGAGGAAGUGUUGGCGCUCAUUUUUGGACACCUGCCUCUCAGGGACCGUGCUGCUGCCUCCAGAGUCUGCAAAGCCUGGGCCACCGCUGCCACCAGCAGUGCAGUGUGGCAUGACACGAGCAUCAGUUGUAGUAGUGAACUGGAAGGGAUGCUGCCACCGUAUCUGUUUGCCUGCCUGGACCAAGUCCAUAACCUACGGCUGGAAUAUGAGCCGUCGAGGAAGUCCAGCCGUCGAGCAGCCACAGAGCUGCUGACCGUUCUGGCCAAGCGAACCCCAGGGCUGCGAGGCCUGCGCUUGGAAUGCUGCGGAGAGAAACCGCUCUUCGAUGCCGGCCGCGACAUCCUGGACGCUGUACAUGUCGUCUGCGGAGCCGCCCGUGACCUGCGCCACCUUGACCUGCGGCGCUUGCCCUUCACAUUGGAUGAUGCACUGGUGAUGCAGGCUGCACGUGGAUGUCCGGAGCUCCGCAGCCUUUUCCUGGACAACCAUGCGCUGGUGGACAGCGUGCGGCCCAGCUCUGUGCUCAAGCUAUUGGAGGCCUGCCCGCAUCUGUGUGCCCUUGGACUGCACCUGGCCAGUCUGUCACGCGCCGUGCUCGAGGCCCUGGCGGCUCCAAAUCGCUCCCCUUUUGCUCUCCUGUCGCUGCGGUGCUCGUGCCCUGAAGAUGCCCGUGCGUCCCCGCUGCCAGAUGAAGCCUGGGCGGCUUUGAGUUGCCGCCAUCCUAGGCUAGAGGUGGAGCUGGAGCUGGAACCUGCGCUUCCUGAUGAGGUCGUGAUGCGCGUCCUACAGCCCGCAGUACCAGUAGCUGCGCUGCGUCUCAACCUCUGCGGUGACAGCGUAGGGCCAGUGCGCUUCGCGGCGCACCACUACGCAGCAACUUUGCGCGUGCUCGAGGUGCGUGCCUCCUCCUCCAUCGAGCUGCAUGCUGCACUAGAGGAGCUGGCCGCGCGCUGCGCGGGCUUGCGCGAAAUACACUGCUUCUGCGUGGUGAGACCCUCAGUGCUGGACGCCUUCCGCGCGCACUGUCCGCGCCUGCGCAGCUACACGCUCAAACUAAGGCGUGAGCCGCAUCCCUGGCAGCCCACGUUGGUGCGGUGAUUGGGCAAACUCACAGCUCCAGAACCGCGCAGACGCCAAAGCGUGUUGCCCAGGCACUCCCCAAAUGCUAGCCCCUUCCUUUGGGAUUCCAUUGACUAUUGCGCCCCGGAGGGAUUGGGGUCUUUAGGACGGCAUCUAGGCCAGUCCGAGGCGCUGUAAAUCCACAGGGUCCUCAAUCUCUGUGUCCUAGCCCAUCCUUCUGUGCACUAUGCGCCAGCUCCGGGGCCCAGAGUUAGGGAAGAGCAGGCGCAAGCACUAGCCAAGUCAAGGGUAAGUGUGAAAUAAAUAAAUUCUGCAGUAUCCCUGAGUCCUGUGAUCGCGGGC